AUGUCUUACUCCAAGAUCCUUCUCAUCUCCGCCGUUCUGGCCACCGUCGAGGCCCGCUUUGGCCAGGAGCAGGUCCCCGUUCAAGCCGUCUCUUCUCUGCAGGCUGGCAACCCCGGUGAAGCCGCCACUCUCGCUGGAGGUAUUCCGGGUGUCCUCCUCGCCGCCGCCGACCCCUGCGAUAAGUUGACCCUCGCCGACAAGAUUGCCGCCCUCGGUACCGGUGCCGACGUUCUCGACGCUGCCAAGGGUGUCGUUGCCGCCGAGCAGAACUUCAACCCCUUCGUCGUCAGCGUUCCCGCCAUCUGCGGCGACGCCUCUCUCCCCGCCACCGAGGCUCUCCGCGGCAUCGUGCCCCUCGUCGACCCGGCCGUCACCGGAUCCGAUGCCGAGAAUGCCAACUCGGCCACUUCGCUUCAGAACCCCUUUGAUGCCACUGGUCUGUCUGUGGCCGAGGUGAUGCAGGCUCAGGGCUUCUCCAACUUCACCAUCAAGGGCCAGGCUGCUGGUGGUGCUGCUGCCGGAGGCAAUGCCAACGCCGGCAACAACAACGGCAAUGCCAACACUGGUAACGCCAACAACAACCAGAACACCGGCAACAACGACAACAACAAUGCCGAUAAUGCCAAUGCCAACACCGGAAAUGCCAACGCUGGCAGCUCCUGCGGUGGUGCCGCCAGCGGAAACGCCGGCGCGAGCAACAACACCGGCAACGCCAACACUGGCAAUGCGAACAACAACAACAACCAGAACCAGAACAACGGCAAUAACAACGCCAACAACGGCAAUGCCAACACUGGAAACGCCGGUAACGCGAACAACGGUGGAGCUGCCACUGGUGCUGCUGACUUCGGAAAGUGCACUCCCACCAUUGACUUCCAGACCGGCCGUGCUGGCCGCAAGGCUGAUGAGGGAACCUUCCUGCCCACCGACGCCCUCGUCGCUCAGGGCCAGCAGGACGCUCUGAACCCCAACAUCAUCAUCAACCGCGUCUGCGAUCAGCUCACCAACGUCUGCGAGGCCAACGACGCCGCCAAGACCCAGUGCCUCGAUGCCAAGGCUCAGAUCUUGGCUUCCGGUGACAAGAGCGCUGAUGUUGCUACCACCUUCAAUGGUCUCCUCGGCUUCUAA
This is a messenger RNA of Colletotrichum godetiae, 1128 nucleotides long. RefSeq lists its product as uncharacterized. The record is from RefSeq and is a predicted model, not a curated record. Lineage: Eukaryota; Fungi; Ascomycota; Sordariomycetes; Glomerellales; Glomerellaceae. The coding region runs from base 1 to 1128 and encodes 375 amino acids. The transcript has a single exon.